Messenger RNA from Mesorhabditis spiculigera, 315 nucleotides. Lineage: Eukaryota; Metazoa; Nematoda; Chromadorea; Rhabditida; Rhabditidae. The record is from the annotation of a GenBank genome assembly.
AUGAAGAACGUGAAGCUGUCGGUGGUAGCCGAGAAGUUGAAGUCGGUCGGCAUUGACCUGAAGCACAACCGGUUUCUGAUCCUUCAAGGUGAAGUCGAACAGAUUGCGAUGAUGCCCCCGAAAGGUGACGACAAGAAGAAGACUGAGGGCAUGCUCGAGUAUCUUGAGGAUAUCAUCGGAACAUCGCGUUACAAGGAGCCGCUACAGCUUCUCGAAACCAAGAUCGCGGCUGUCGACGAACAGCUGACGAACCAAUCACGGAUGCUCAGCAACGCGACAAAGGAAAAAGACCUUUUGGAGGGGCUGACAAUGAGA